ACCAUAUUCAUGGAAGGCCGAAGCCCGACACAUUUAUAACAUGAAAAACAGGGUGGCUGGCUGCCAUUUCCCAAACUUUUCUUUCUCUCUCUCUCUCAAGACUCCAUUCAUGGUUUCCAAAAAUAUAGUCUGGGGGAUGAGAUGAUGAGGUUAUAGAAAAUAUUCUGCCCUUCUUCCCUCCCUUACAUCCUGCCAUUUUUUUGUCGCUGGUCGGCAUUUGAGAAGGGCGUUAAGAUUCGGCACUGCUAACAAACAUUCAUAACUGCAAAUCAUGAGUGAGUCCGGACCUGAACGCCCCGUUCGACCCAGUAUGGAAAAAAUCGACUUGGAAGAGGAGGAUAAGAAGGCUAGGCGUAACUCUCUGAAACAGAGGGCAAUCAAUGCCUCAAACAAAUUUAGGACCUCUUUCUCCAAGAAAAGCAGGAGGAACAGUAAAGUCAUGUCUGUUGUGGUUGAAGAUGAACAUGAUGCAGAGGAUUUGAAGGCAGUUGAAGCUUUACGUCAAGCUUUGAUCCAAGAAGAUAUGUUACCUCCAAAGCAUGAUGAAUUCCACAUGCUGUUAAGGUUUUUGAAGGCCAGAAACUAUGAGCUUGACAAGGCCAAGAAAAUGUGGACUGAUAUGAUCACUUGGAGAAAGGAGUAUGGCGCAGACACCAUCAUGGAGGAAUAUGAAUUCAAGGAAAAAGAAGAAGUACUUCAAUACUAUCCUCAAGGACACCAUGGGGUUGAUAAAGAUGGAAGACCUAUCUAUAUUGAGAGACUUGGUAUGGUAGAUGCUACCAAACUCAUGCAAGCAACAACCCUUGAACGUUAUAUCAAGUAUCACGUGAUGGAAUUUGAAAGAACUUUUGUUGAUAAGUUCCCAGCUUGCUCAAUCGCUGCAAAAAGGCACGUUGAUCAAAGCACCACAAUUCUUGAUGUACAAAAUGUCGGGUUGAAAAGCAUGAACAAAUCUGCUAGGGAGCUUAUACAGUCUCUCCAAAACAUUGAUGGUAACAACUAUCCUGAGACUCUCUGCCGAAUGUACAUCAUCAAUGCGGGCUCUGGCUUUAGGCUUUUGUGGAACACAGUUAAAUCCUUCCUUGACCCAAAGACUACAGCUAAGAUUAAUGUUUUGGGCAACAAAUUCCAAAGCAAGCUCCUGGAAAUCAUUGAUGCAAGUGAACUCCCGGAUUUUUUGGGUGGCACGUGCACCUGUUCCAGUAAAGGUGGCUGCAUGCGCUCUGAUAAGGGUCCAUGGCAAGAUCCAGAUAUCAUGAAGAUGGUUCGCAAUGGUGAACACAAAUGUUCAUCAAGAUCUACCAUCCCAGAUGAGAAAAACAUAUCUGAGGCGGAUGAUGAACCUUCCGGAACACAUAGGGAGCAAGUCAAGCAUCCACAACUAACACCUGUUCAUGAAGAAGAUUCACAGGUUCCUAAAAGAAGCAACCAAAACGCAUAUGAACCCAAAGACAAUACACACGCAAUUGAAAGAGCUGUUGAUUCAAGUUAUGCUAGACCGGUGCAUAAAGCUCCCACUCCAAGAGAUAAUUAUUAUGCGAACAAUGCAUACAAGGGGGAUGGGCUAGGGAACCAAAUAUUUACAGGUAUGAUGACGUUUAUGAUGGGAUGUAUGACAAUGGUGCGAAUGACGCGAAACAUGCCUAAAAAGCUUACGGAUAGCAACCAAUACUCGGGUGUGUAUUAUGAAGAAGAGCCAGUCAGACGGAGGCCCGAGCCUUACCAGAUGCAAGCGCCCGGCAUCUCAACAGCCGAGUAUCUUUCGAUGAUGAAGCGUUUGGGGGAUUUGGAGGAGAAAGUUAUAAUUUUAACCAACAAACCCCUCGAGAUGCCACCCGAGAAAGAGGAGAUGCUUAAUAACGCUUUGAAGCGUAUCGAGUCUUUGGAGAUUGAGCUUGCCGCUGCCAAGAAGUCUCUUAAGGAUGCGCUAGCUCAACAACAAGAGUUUGCAGCUUACCUUGAAAAGAAGAAGAAAAAGAAGAACAUCUUUGGUUUCUGAGGGAGAAGAAAGAAGACAAACACGGACAUGUUUCUUAGGGUAAAAUGUAGUCGGAAAGUUGAGAGAAUCGUGUAACCGGAGGCAAUCUUGAUUUUUGAAAUGCUGUCCAUGGUCCAAGCCUUGUGAAUAAAAAUACUCGAUUCAAAACUUGUGUACCCAUUUAUUCUUUUAUAAAUAGCGACCCUAGCAUUCAAAUUUCAG
Molecule: messenger RNA, 2200 nt
Organism: Lactuca virosa
Lineage: Eukaryota; Viridiplantae; Streptophyta; Magnoliopsida; Asterales; Asteraceae
Source: the annotation of a GenBank genome assembly